This is a messenger RNA of Pedinophyceae sp. YPF-701, 1050 nucleotides long. The record is from the annotation of a GenBank genome assembly. NCBI's taxonomy places the organism in Eukaryota, Viridiplantae, Chlorophyta, Pedinophyceae.
AUGCUCCGAGGGAACGGGGCCGUCGUCGUCCCCGCCAGGGACAGGAGGCAGGAGUACGGGGCGUUCACGGACAAGCUGGUGCAACUGGCGAACCUCCCCUUCCUCUUCCUCUGCGUGCCACAGAUUCUGAAGAACAUGAGCUUCCUGCGCAGCGGCGACACAGCGGCAAUGUUCGUCCUGUCCUGGGUCGGGUGCUCCACGGCGUGGCUUGGGAACGCGCUCCUGCUCUCGUACUUCGCGUCGCGCUCCGAGAAGAGCGCCAUGGGCGUCCAGGCCAUCGGGAUGGUGUCCAACGCGGCAGUGAUGGCCCAGCUCUACGCAGGCGGCGUCAUGCCCGGCCCCCAUAUGGCCGCUGUUCUGGCGGUGACUGCGGUGUCGCUCGUCGUCGCGCUGCCGUACUUCAUUGCGCAGCGAGUGCCGCAGUGGCUCGCGGCUGUGUCCAAGGCCUACAACGUCGCCGUCGGCCUCGCUGGCCUGUAUGUCAUUCCCCAGGCCCUCAUGAAGUCGCUGUCGUCCGUGUUCCCGAGCAUGUCCAUCGCCCCGCCCGUCGCGCUCCCGGCCGCCGUCCCGCCCGAGGCCCUGCCUGGCGUCGCUGGGGUCCUAGUGGGCCUGGCGGCAGUGGGCAUGCGCGGACCCAAGACGUCCCGGGCGGCCGCGUGGGCGGGGGUGUCGGGGGUGGUGGCGACGCUGCUGUUCGGCCUGCAGGGCUUCGCGCAGGUCCUGAACAACUUCCAGAAACCUGAGCUCCUGGUGGGGGUGUCGGUGGCGGGCGUCCUCCUCUGCAUCACGGGCAACAUGAUGAUGUUGCCGCGUGCGUAUUUCACCAAGGACGCGGUGUGGGCGACGGGGGCCACGUGGGGCGCGCUCGUGACGGGCUGGGGGCAGCUGCUGUCCAUGCACUGGGCCAACAUCAAGCACGGCCUCCUCGUGCUGUCCCCCCUGGCCUUCUUCGGACUCUCCACCGUGGUGUUCGGCGCCCUGGCCGCGAUCCUGGCGGCCACGUGGGCCACGCGCGGCGUCGACGAGCAGGCGUCGAAGCUGCCGGCCUGA